AUGUUUGGGUUUGCGUUCCUCUCAGUUCUGAUUGGUUUUAGUGUGCUUCCUUUCGUUUAUGUCAUCACUAAAUUAAUACCUUUAUUAGAAGCAUUUGGGGAUUGUUUCAGAAGCAAAGAAGAAGUUAGCAGUCAGAACAACUUGGAUGAAAAUGCUUUUCUACGGGGUUACGGUUACGAACUUGACCGGGUUAUAGGCCAAGGGUCAUACGCAGACGUUAGGAAAGCUUACUCCAUAAAAAGUGAAAGGGAAGUUGCAAUCAAGAUUGUCCGCAAGGAAGAGGUAAAAAUAGCUGCCGUACUUAAAAUUAGAGUGAACAGCGUUUCAAUAACCUUAGUGCUAAUCCAUCCGAACAGAUGCAUGAAAGAUAGUUUAACUCGGCUGAAAAACUUUUCAAAAACAUUUUAACAUUGUGUAGGUGUGAAAACCAUGUUCAAAAUUUGUCCAAAAAGUUUAAAUAACCAAUGAAUUGCUUAAUAUAUAUGAAUCAAGUGAAAGAUAUUGCGCCACUUUCUGCUGUAAGACCUUUUUUGGUCCAGUGAUAGAUGAUACAGUUUGAAAUUGAUAGAUUAAUCUUAAUGACUAUCUUUAAAAAAACUAUGAAAAACAUGGACAAUAAGCUAUCUGAUUAAUAAGAGCCAAAAAGGUACAAAUUGAAUCAAUUUUCUUUGAUGGGGAAGUUACGACCGGCAGCGUUAAAGUGGCACUUCAUUCAAUAUUCAUGAUUUUGCAGGUAGCUUCUUCCAGUAUUUAAAAGAUAAUGGAAAGAAACUGUUGAUGUGUUGAGUAAAAUUUGGAUAGGGUCGAUGGAGGUUUAGAUGAGGUCGUGGGAAAAUCAUUAAAUCAUCAUUAACUGAGGUCCAGGAAAAAGCUACGAAGAUCAAAUCCCUUUUUAGGUGAAUAUUUCUGUUUAUCAUAAAAUCUGUGAUAUAAGGGAAAGGCCGAUCGAUACGGCUUUCCCCUAACCUCAAAGAACUGCUACUCUAGUCUUUAUAAAUUUUUUCACUUUUCCCCGAUUUUUUAAAGGACGAUGAUGGGAAAAAGAGCAGAUUCUUGAAGAGAGAAAUAGAGAUUCUUAAAUGGCUGAACCACAAGAACGUGAUCCGAGUAUUUGACGUGAUUGACGGAGAGAAUAAAUUCUUUAUUGUGAUGGAAAUGGCUCCUAAGGGUGAUCUCCUGUCUCUCUUACUUAAACGCUACAAACUAACAGAGAACGAGGCAAAAGCUAUGUUUAAAUCAAUAGUGGAUGGUGUUCUAUACUGCCAUAAAAAGGGUGAGUGUAAAGACGGGCAAAAAGUUGACUAUUCGUGUUUUCCCGUGUACAGUAGAUCCUUGUUAACUCGAGCUUCCUGUUGACUCAUUUUGAGCAAAUUUUGUUGUCAUUUCGACUUGAACUCCUUUUACUCCUGUAUUGCCGUGUUAGACAUUUCUAAGGAGUUUUAUGUUGCGUAUGCGCAAUUUUUCUAAGUUUUGCGUGGAACAUUUUUUGCGUUUCGGCCGGGAUGAAUUAAAAUUUAUUUCGGGAACUUAAAUCUGCGAUUUUCUGUUAUAGUAGUAGAACAUAAAGCAGGAAUUUUCGAGUUUUUCCUCUCCGGUAUAAUUUCUUUGUAGAUCAAGAACUAUCCACAAAAUUCAUGGCAAAAAUUGAAACCUGGAAAAAUUUUCUUGCUCACACGGCAAACCUCAUUCGGAGUGAGGUAAUACCUUUUAUGCUUUCAGGAGUUACCCACAGAGACCUCAAGCUUGAAAACAUUCUUCUUUCUGAGGAAAACGAACCAAUUGUUACCGAUUUUGGCUUCGCUCGUUACAUCGGAGCAGCUUCGGAUCAAAGAACUCGAAGUAGAACGUUCUGUGGCUCAUAUGCAUACGUUGCUCCAGAGAUUCUGCAAGGUAAUUCUAUGGAUAAAUAUCAGUCUUCUAUAAAUCCUUCAUAAAGAGCCAAGAAAGCUGGUCACCUCGCUGCCCAUUUAUGGAGUGUCGAAAGUAAUGCGGGAUGGCAUUGGUUUUGCUUUACUAGCUCUGUGAUUGGUCCAGAAAACUCGUGCCACUCUUUCAACCAAUCUGAUGCAAAACUAAACCCAAUCAUGACUUGGCCGCCUGCGUUUCCUGCUCUUUCGGCAGUUUUAAUGGUUGCGAACGAUGAUUUGUUUUGCUAUACCUCCUUACACCAAUUUUUAAUUAGUUUUUCUUGCUCAAAUAAAGUGCUUUUGGCACUGGCUCCAUGAUUAGUAUUCUCAAUUGUGGCUUGAUGAUCAUGUGUAAAAAAAGGAACAGUUAAUUUUCCUUUAGAGAUGUCGUUGAUAACUUUCAUGCAGUUUUCUUUUCAGUGAGUAGUGUUGUCUUUUGUCAGGUAUUCCUUACGAUGGCAUGGCCAGUGACGUGUGGAGUCUUGGGGUUGUUUUGUACACCUUGUUAUGUGGAAGUUUUCCGUUUGAUGACUCAAAUCCAAAGACUCUUUUACAGGAAACAACUUCUGGUGAACUGGAAUAUCCCACUCACGCUUCCGAUCUUUCUGAUCAGGUAACU
Pocillopora meandrina is the source of this 2526-nucleotide messenger RNA. Lineage: Eukaryota; Metazoa; Cnidaria; Anthozoa; Scleractinia; Pocilloporidae. The record is from the annotation of a GenBank genome assembly.